AUGAAGCUGGAACCCACCAACGCCGAUGAAAAUGGCGGCAGAAAAAAGAAAAAGAGAAAUCUUGGCCAGUUUCCCUGCUCCCAGUGCAACAAGGUAUUUACCCGUUCAGACCACCUAGCCAGGCACUACCUCAACCACCAGCCAAAACAAGUGUAUGUUUGUGAAAGACUCGUGAAGAAUCAUAAUGGCGAACUGCGUGUGUGUGGCAAAACGUUUGUUCGAAAGGACUUGAAAGAGAGACAUCUCAAGCGGCACAAGAUGCUUGAAGAUAACGACAUGGCCCGCUGGGACGACGAGCUGGGCAGCUUAGACAGCCAGAGCCCGCUGCUUUCGGUGAAGCUUGAAGAAGAAGCCAGGGGCCAGCGACAGGGCCAACCCCAAGCGCAAAGUCACGCCCACGAGCAGACCCAAGGUCAGAGUCAGCACCUACAACAAAUCCAAAGUCAGGGCCAGCAGCACCAAAUCCAGCAGAACCAUGCACAGCCCACCGUCCAGCUACCGAGUCAGAUGCAGAAUGCCCAUGAAGGUAGCCUCGGUCAAAGUGGCCUUGGCCAGCCGUUGCUUGAUCACGCUCCACUUCAGGCGCCUCUACACGCCCCUCUUCAACCUCCCUUGCAGUCUUCGCUUCAGCCGCCACUACGAACACAAGGUGUUCCCGUGGGUCUGCCUUUCCAAAAUGAAACCUCGUUCCAGUAUCGCCAGCAGCCACCUCCGCCAGACAUGUUUCGGUUGAACCCUAAUGUGCCCCAAUCUCAGACAGACAUUCUCUCGUGGCUUUUCACGGACCAGGACCCUUACAGCAUACCCAAGGAGCUUGUGCCGCCGUCGUACCCGGCUCUGAACCUCUCGAACUCUCCCGAUUUCCACAAUCUUGGUGUCGACAUGCCUCGAGCGUCUCCUAGACAUGGCGAGGUGCCUUACUUUAAUCAGGUCCCCGAGACAACCAUCAACAUGAACCUCCAGGAUCUUAAUUUCUUUUCGAAUAACGAUAAUCCGCUUGACGAGGUGUUUCUACGAUCACUGCACGAGCAGGGCAUGUUGGGCGACCUGCGUGCCCAAAAAGGUGCUUGGAAUAUCAGCUCUACUAACUCAAGCACUCCCACCACGGCAGAAACGCUAACUCCGAAAUCUGUCAGUGAACAUAAUCCGGAGGGGUUUCAGCUCGAGGCUGUCGAGAGGAGAGUUGCUCAUCAUUCCUCCAAAAAUACUCCCAAGAAUCGCCAUUUCCAUGUGGACGACAUCCUCAUGAAAACGUUGGCCACCUGCUUGCCCGAUGUGACGUUUGAAAAAAUCGACCACAUCCUAAGACCAAGUUCUAGUGAUCCUUCUUCCCGUGACAGACUCUCGUUCUACUUGUACAGCUACUGGGAGGUUUUUCACCCCAAGUUUCCUAUUUUACACAAACCAUCUUUUGACACCAAAACCGUCGAGCCUCUUCUUUUAUUGGCUAUGAUCAUCGUUGGGUGUCUGUAUGCUGCCACUACGGAAGAAUACUCGGCAGUCUUCAAGCACUGUCCUGAAUUCAAACUCGCCAUGCUUAUUGCGGUUCCCUUGCGGUUCACGCUCUUCCAGCAUGAAGAUUUCAGGUCACCUGUCAGGGUGUGGAUCUUACAAACGCUUAAUCUAUUGGAGUGGUGUGAAAAGAACUGUCUUCAAAGACUGAUGCACGAAAGAGCUCAUAUCCAUCACGGUACCACGGUGCAGUUACUUCGAAGAUCGCCAUUCUUGGGUGGAAACCCAACAGUGGCCAAUAAGGAGGUCACGUCAGCAAGUGAUACAAACACUAGUGCUGGAGAAGAGGACGGUGCAAUGACCGAGGACUUGGACGAGGCAGCUCGGUCGGAUCAGAAUUUGUUCAACAAGUGGGUUGAGUCCGAGUCAAUGAAGAGGGUCACUUUCAUGACUUUUUAUUUGGACAUCAUCGACUACAUCAAGUUUCGCCACAAUCCGCAAAUUCCAUUCUUUCAGCUUCAGCUCUUAAAUCUUCCGUGUGAGGAGGAUGCGUUAUGGGCAUCUCACGAUAUAUGUGGGUCCUUUAAGAAAACUAUCAGAAGACAAAAGAAAUUGCAAAAGGCUAAUUCUCAAAACGUGGGAGUCAGAAACCUAAAGAAUCCUAAUCAAAUCAAGCCUGGCAUGAAUUUCUUGAGUGCCCUUAAAAGAGUAAUGAGACAGACAGGAAAAGAAAGGACCCGCUCAAAGGUGUCGUUUUUCACCAAGCUGAUCUUGUUCGGUGGAAUUGUAUCCAUCAUGCAUCUGAUGCAGCAGACUGAGCUACAGAACAGCUUCUCUCAGAUUAUGUCCUCAGAGAGACAGGUCACGAAUAGGAAUCAAAAGUGGAAAGAGAUCCUUACAAUGGUACUUGACGAUUACGACCAUGAAAUCUACGCUGGUGAAAGUGGGUUGACGAGGGAUUCUUUCUUUAAUGUCAACCGCUGGCAGUGUAGAUACCCCAUGUAUCACUUAGCGCAGAUCAUCGGUAUGUCUGAUAUCAACCACUACGAUAUAGCCAUCUUCGGCGGGUCGCCCGGCAACAUGAGCGUUGAUGCAACUAGCAAGGAUCUAUUCAUUGUGCAGAAAAAACUCAAUUCGAUGUGGUUGAGGUCUCUUCCAGCCAUGAAAAAGAAUGUUGGUGAUCUAAUUAACUAUAAGUGUGUUGUUCACUGCUAUUGGCUCUUGUGGUCGCUAAUGCUUGCUCCUCUUAGUAAGGAUGGGGUUCCAGCGACGGGACAAUCGUUGACGUACGACUGGCGGGUUGAUCACGAUAUUCAUGAUUCGCUUUACGCUGUAAGUAUCGCCACCUUGGUUCUUUGGUGCUACUGCUACUCAGUCUACGGACCGGAAUCUACCAAGUUUGCCGAGCAUGGCGGGUCUCUAUCAUUGGACAACACACGUAAUUACGAGAGGAUCUCUGGGUUUGCAGCAGAGGAUGGCUACCAGUAUCUUUUUCGUAUUCGGCAAGAAUUCACCGAGAAAAUCAAAAACCAGAAUCUUCUGAACGAGUUCCUUCUCCAUAGCACUCGCACGGCAGAAGAGCUAAUGCCCGUGAGCCAGAUAGUCAACAAAUACAGCGAGGUGUUGCCGACAAUCGCCAACAAACAGAAUAUCAGCGGGCUCUGUUUUCUUGUGGGCACGAAAUUGUUGCGCAGCCAGUGGCUGGUGAUUCGGGAGAACGCCAAAUUGAUCAUCAAUUGCGGGCUCCGGUCUGCGGGAAAGACGGAAGUGAUUUGUCCCGACCUUUUCAAAGACGACUAUGUCGACUAA
Molecule: messenger RNA, 3261 nt
Organism: Candidozyma auris
Lineage: Eukaryota; Fungi; Ascomycota; Pichiomycetes; Serinales; Metschnikowiaceae
Exons: 1
Coding region: 1-3261 (1086 amino acids)
Biological process (GO): DNA-templated transcription; regulation of transcription by RNA polymerase II
Cellular component (GO): chromatin
Molecular function (GO): RNA polymerase II cis-regulatory region sequence-specific DNA binding; zinc ion binding; DNA-binding transcription factor activity, RNA polymerase II-specific
Source: RefSeq, a predicted model, not a curated record